UAGUUUCUGUUUUGGAAGAACAAAUUUCACACAAACCCAGACAAUUCAGGAGAAAGCACGACCCUUUCCAAACCUGCCAGCCUCAUUGUCAUAGAUUCUUUCUUUUUUAAUCAAAGUGUCCAUCCUUCAGAAGCUCAGCUGUCACUCAGAGAAACUGCAAACAGGCAUACAUCAAAAAACAAAUGGAGUGUGUCUUUACCAUCAUCAGAAAACCUGCAAAAAGCCAAAACAAUACCCCACGGGACCUUUUCUUUGUAGGCAGACCCCACAGGCAGUGUCUGAGGUCCAUUGUCAUACACCAGACAACUCUUCUACAGCCAUGGUCCAUCUCAAAUGCCUGUCCAGCCACAGGCUUGGGGCUGAGUGGCUUCACAAACCUGUUAAAAUCUUGCCCCUCUCUACCGACCUCAGCUGGAGAGGAACAGCUCUGGAGUCAGUAGCUCUGAUGUGUCAAACCACUUCCUACACACGACGGCGUGCUCCGCCACGCUGAGCCUUGCAUUUGAUUUCCUGGAUAAAACCUACUAAUACCUGAACAGAGAACAGCUUUUCUUCUCUCUUGCGAAGCCAGCCAGUGAAACGACAAUUUGCAGACCAAAGAGCAAAGUCCUUGCUGCGCACGCAGGGUGAUGCUCCCCACCGGUCUAACCAGGCAGUAGACAUCUCCUUGGCUUGGUCGGCACCAGCCCAUCGCUUCUGAGAAACUUCACCAUCCUCGGUGUUGCAGGGAAAAGAUGUGAAUGAGUCCCAUGGAGCUCAAGUGCCUUUUGAUGUGGCUCUUGUUUGGAUCCAUCAAGGGGAACAAGACAGGUAAAAGACCACUUAAAAAAAGCACCUCUGAAGAUAUCUAGGAUACUUAAAGACAAUGAAGAGGAAUAAUGGCAACUGGUAUCUUGAAAUGUCCAUGUUCUGGCACGGCGCCUCCCAGUGUGAAGACUGCCACAAGAAACCCAGAAGAAGAAUGCCCAGCUCUUCCAUGGACCAAAUUUGCUGUUUCUGCUGAAAUGUAUCCACUGGGGACCAAGCUGUAUUAUGAAUGUGACAGUGGCUACACAAGAAGAAGUGGCCAGUACCCAGGAAUUCAGUGUAAAGAGAAACAGGGGCUCGCCUCUUGGGUCUACAAGGAAUUUGAAUGCAUUGUUUCUCCCACAGAUGAGAAAAAAUUGUUGUCAAUGUCUCCCACAAUGGAGAUAGAUUUUACACAGAAGCCGGAAAGAAAAACACAGAGCCCUGCACCCCAGAAGCAAGAAAACCUGUCAGAGUUUGGUCAGAAAGAUUUUUGUGGUCCUCCCAAGACUAUUCCACAUGCAUCUUUAAGCCUGAAAGGACAAUAUUAUGUGGGGCAAGUACUGCAUUUCAAAUGCCAGAGAAGUUACGAUAAGCAAACCCCCACCUCUGGCACCAGCACGUGCAUGAAGGUGAAUGGUGAAAUUACCUGGACGCCCCUUGCCAUGCAAUGCACCAAUGACAGCAGCUAUAGCGACGAGUCUCUUCCGCAGACUAUUGAGCCAGAUCCAUCUGUUUCCCUGUGGUGCCCAGUUCAAAGUGAUCCAGGUUCGCCUCAUCCAUCCUGUUCCUCACCUGUGAUGCUGCCAGUGACAGCUAUCGUUUUUGUUCUGCUUAUCAUUCCUACUGUUUUUGUGUGACUCACCAAGCAGAGAAUACGAGAAGAAUUCUCAGGGAAUUGCAGCGUUUGGAUCCAAGCUCUUGAAAUCAAUGCCUUGCCACAGAAGAAAUCAGAUUGUACCAGAAACUCCAAGACCGGUGGUGGCAAAAGAGGAGGAAGCCUGGAGCCUCAAAUCCAAUGUGUGAAACAGGCCAAAAAUGUUACCAUUUAAUUCUUAUGGGGACAGAGUGACUUUCCACCUACAGAGCGUGGGUGGAGGGAGUGCACCUCAUCCUUGACAGACAGGGAAAGAGCCCUGCCUGAAACUGCUUCCCAGAAACGCUUCUCCUCCUCCUCCUACCAUAUAGCAGAUGUAUUGCUAUUAGAAUAUAUCUGCAGCCUCUCCCAAGCGACCAGGCGUACACAUGGACCGCUCACCCAAGCAUGUUUAGAUUACAGCACCGUCAUUACAGCCCACACACCACCUUUCCACAACGAGAGAUGCUGGACACCUGAUGUCCCCCUUCCCUACCCAGACAGGUCAAACCCAGUCACGUACAUUUGUCAUCACUACUACACGAUUCCUCAAGCUCAGAGAAGGAUGCUGCAGAUUGUGACAGUUGAUUAUUUUGACAGCUCUUUUCAUAGCUGCAGAGCAUCAAAGAACGUGCCACAAAGGCAUUUGAGGAUGGACUCAAGCAUCCACAGUACUUGGCAUGUAUUAUUGGGAAUUUGUGGAGUUUGAAUAGUCUUUGGCCUCUUUUUUUUGCCACAUUCAGCCUGGUAGGUUGGGGUUCAUCUGACAAGAUGCAAGCAUCUAUGUCCGACAAUAGGAAGGAACAAGUCCCUUCAGAGAGCAGUUCUUCUCACCCUAUUGCCUAUAUAUAUGUGCAUAUUUAUUUAUUUAUGCCACAUAUAUAUUUAUAUACAGGUCAAAUGACUCAUGGUUUGAAGCCACUUGUUUCUCUACAUUGACUCUAAAUCGUGCCCAGAUUGACCAGACUAGCUAUAGAUGCUUACAUGGCUAAAAGCAAAACAAGAUUAAUCCCUUCCUUGUAAUUCAGGAGGCAUGAGAUCCUAGUAACGUUUUCUAUUUUAUGAUAGAGUAUACGUGUCAUUGAUUUACUGGCGCGUGUUCCUGUUGAGUUAUUCUCACUCCGUACCCUUGAUAUUUAUAUUUUCCACGGCUUUUUUUAUUCCUGUUGGAAUAGGACAUACUUGUACUAUGUAUCUUUAUAAAGAUGGAAAUGUAAUGGUCUCUUAGAUGCUGUUAUUUUGUAUGGGAGCAAACAACAACCUGUAUUUACACGACAGAUGACAGGUUUUCACACCUGUCAGCUACUCUGGAGGCUGCAAGCAGUGGUACUAAGAUCUUCUGCUUCAUUCGGUCGAUGCACGUUACUUAUUGAUAAAAGACCUCGGUUAAGAGCCGCAGUUACGCUGUCAUGUCUUGUCCUGCUCAGGGCAUUUUGCUGGAGAAGGCUAAUAUUUCAUCUGCUCCUAGCGUGCACGUUUUUAUGCUGAUAACAAGAGAAGAGUCAUAUGUCUCCUACUGCUCCAGUGGUUUUUCAUCCUUCCCCUAGCCAGCUUGGUUCAGGGAAUCUCUCUCUCUGUAUUUUGUCUUUGUUUCUUGGAGAUUAAGGGAGACACACUGCUGGUAAGGGACCUGCAAGCAAUAAUGGGUUACAUACUGGACAACUAUUAUAAUGUUUAAUUUUCCUAGCUAUUAAUGUCUACAUGAAGAGUCUGAACCCAGGUCACCUCCAGCACGGGAGCUGUAUCUGCACUUUGUUGGGAAGCUAUAACUCCUAGUUGAGCUGUACUUUACCUUUCAGUAGGGUUUGUUAGCCCUCUGGAGAAAUGUUUGCAUCUGAGGUUUGAUCCUCCAACACAACACACACAGAGGACAUGGAAACAAGUAGGACCCAUCCUGGGAGCAAAAACCCACCCCUGGAAGAGACUGUGACCAAAGGGACACCAUCACUGUUGUGCCUUCUCCAUGGCUACUCUUAUGAGAUGUGGUGGUUAGUAUUUUUAUUUUGUAGACUUGGAUUUUCUCAGCAUAGAACAACUAAUAAACUAUAACAAUAAAUUGUUUUGGGUAAUUGAAA
Columba livia (rock pigeon) is the source of this 3717-nucleotide messenger RNA. Its product is annotated as interleukin-2 receptor subunit alpha. The record is from RefSeq and is a predicted model, not a curated record. The transcript has 9 exons. The coding region runs from base 879 to 1646 and encodes 255 amino acids. Gene Ontology annotation, biological process: inflammatory response. Lineage: Eukaryota; Metazoa; Chordata; Aves; Columbiformes; Columbidae. Gene Ontology annotation, molecular function: interleukin-2 binding; interleukin-2 receptor activity.